Molecule: messenger RNA, 1868 nt
Organism: Lycium barbarum (goji berry)
Lineage: Eukaryota; Viridiplantae; Streptophyta; Magnoliopsida; Solanales; Solanaceae
Product: microtubule-binding protein TANGLED
Exons: 3
Coding region: 321-1664 (447 amino acids)
Biological process (GO): regulation of phragmoplast microtubule organization
Molecular function (GO): microtubule binding
Source: RefSeq, a predicted model, not a curated record
AAACAGCAAAUAUAUUUAUUCUUAAAUUAGCCGUUUCCUUUAAUUUUGGGCGAUGAAUUCGACCGUUAGACCCAAAUAUCCGUUGGCAACAAAAGUCAAGACACACUUUUUCCUUCUUCUAUACUUCUCUAUGCUUCAUGUACAAACUUAACACCUAGCCCCCCCUAACUCCCCCCCCCCCUCCCCCUCAAAAAAAAAAAAAAAACACACUAUAGUGUGACUUCCACUUUGGAGACAAAGGUAGUUUUGAGGAGCGUAGAGAAGAAAGAAAAGACCCACAGUUUGAUUUUCUUUAGUUGGGAUUAAGAAGUGAAAGAAAGAUGGUAGCAAGAACCCCACCAAAGUUGCAGCACAAGAAAAUGGUGGUGCCUCCUCUUAACCCCAUUCUUCUUAGAGAAACACUUAACAAGGUGGACAAGUGUAUGGCUCGAUUACAAGAGCUUCAAUAUACAGUUACAGGUGGUAAUAAGGUGAUUUCUGGUGUAACUCUCAGUCCCCGCAGCACUAGAGGCUAUUUGAAAGCUAGCCUCAGAUGUAAACAAGAAUCUUUGAGGAUCAAGAAUGCUACUUCCCGCAAAUCUCCUCCAGGGAAAUUGCCGACAAAUGCAGGGGAGUGGCGGCGAAUGUCAUUACCAGCAAUGCUUCUGGGAGAGACAGUGUCUGAAAUUAAACAGGCAAGUCAAUUUGCUAGAGAUAUAGUGGAGGCAGUAGGUUCCAAGGGGAAAACGCCAGCAUCCGAUGACCCGAAAACUCCACUCACAUUGAGGCAAAACCAGAAGCCAAGCCCUGAAAACUCCGAGCUCCGAUCACGUAGAAAGAGAGAGAAACAGGUAACCAUGCAAACAAUGCGGUCACCACCAUCAAAACAACGAGCAAAAUCACGAAUAAACUUCAAGGUUUCUUCUCCAUUGCAGCAGAGGGAAUGUGAGAAAGAAAAUUGCAAGUACAUUGCAAAUAGAGUUUCCCCAAGGAAUAGGCCAUGGGUGAAAAAGACUGUCCUUUUCCCAAACCCAUUGUUCCAUUCAUCAUCUCCAACUUCACCGCAGCAGAAAUUAUCUAAAACACAGUCUCCCAUUACUGCAAGAAAUCGACAAACACCCCAUAAGUUCUUGGUGAAGUCCCCGCCCAAGGCCCCAAAGCUUCAAGCGAAAAUCCGAAGCCCCCAAAAACUUUAUGCAUCUCCUACUAGAGUAACAAGUUUGGGCACUAAGUUCUUGGCAAAGUCUCCGCCCAAAGCCUCAAAGCUUCACGCGAAAAUCAGAAGCCCCCCAAAAGUUUAUGCAUCUCCUACUAGAGUAUCAAGUUUGGGCACUAAGUUUUUGGCGAAGUCUCCCCCAAGGUUUCAAGUGAAAAUUAGGAGCCCUCCACAAAUUUCUGUGUCUCCUACUAGAGCAACAAGUUUGAGCAAGAGGUCCCCAAAGAUGUCAACAGCUGCCAAACUGAGAAGGUCAUUUUCACCAACAAGAUUGGCAAACAAGAUAGCUUCUUCACCCUCCAAAAUGAGGUCAUUUUCGCCAUCAAGAUUGGCAAGUAGGUUAGCUUCACCAUUAAAGAGCAAAAAAUCUGUACAGAAGAUUGAUGGGAUGAGGAUGAUGAUGAGUGGACUCAAACAGCGACCACGAGCUUCAACCACAUCAAAGCAAUUCUCAGUUCAGGGAAUGUGAAUUGAUGAUCAUUCAUUGUUUGUGCUUAAGAUUGAAGGAUUCUUCGUUGUUUGAAGAUAUUUUCUCAAUGUCCUUUGUUUGGUACAACAGGAGUAUUUUCCCCCUUUCUGACUUCUAUAUUUUUUUUCAAGGUUGUAUAAUUUGAUUUGUAAAACUGAGGUACUUCCUCGAUAAGGUAAAUAAAAAGUUUUCAUGUAAAUGAAA